Molecule: messenger RNA, 2239 nt
Organism: Exaiptasia diaphana
Lineage: Eukaryota; Metazoa; Cnidaria; Anthozoa; Actiniaria; Aiptasiidae
Product: WD repeat-containing protein 43
Exons: 18
Coding region: 1-2049 (682 amino acids)
Biological process (GO): maturation of SSU-rRNA from tricistronic rRNA transcript (SSU-rRNA, 5.8S rRNA, LSU-rRNA)
Cellular component (GO): nucleolus
Molecular function (GO): protein binding
Source: RefSeq, a predicted model, not a curated record
AUGAGUUUCCAGUACCAGGUCCUAAAAUCCCACGUGCAAUGGAACAUGGAUGGCCGUAGUUGUCCUUGUGCUUUUGAUAAUAAUGGACGAUUUUUAGCACUUUUAACCCCAGACGGUUGUCUAAAAGUUUGGGAUUGCACUGAUGGAGUCUUAAAGCAUCAAUACACACCGAGUUCUCAUUUGUCGUCGACGUGUACUUGUUUAAAAUGGACAAAUUCUUCACGUGGUUCGGCUACACCUAGACGAAAAAAGCAGAAAACAUCUCAUCAGUCAUMUGCGUCGCAAACAGUUGUUUCUAUCAUUGCAUUGGGUACAUCAUCAGGAGAUAUUCUGAUUUAUGAUAUUUCAGAAGGAGAGAUACAGCAACGAUUGACUGAUAGUCACACUGACAGAGUCAAUGCCUUGGCAUGGGACUUGAAUGGCUCCCUGUAUUCUUGCUCAAAUGAUAAACAUAUUGUAGAAUGGUGUGUAGAUAAAGCAGAGCAAAAAAGUAAAUGGAAAGCUGAUCGUCAUGGAGUGAACUCCAUUUGUGUCAGUCCUCUUGGUAACUGUCUUUUAUCCGCUGGUAGAACCAUUAAACUAUGGGACCUUGAAACUAAACAACUCUUAAAGAAAUUUACUGGGCAUGCUUCACCUGUGUCUGAGCUGUGCUUUCUAUCAAGUCCUAGCAUGCCUGAUUCUAAUGCAAACCAUGUUUCUGAAAAGUCUAUCAGUGGUUUGUACUUCUUAUCUGGUUCAAAAGAUGAACGGCUUCUCAAUGUCUGGUAUGUAGAUUUGGAGAGUAAAGAGAAAAAUGCUCUUAUCUCUUUGUCACUAAGUGAAAACCCCAACACAAUUGAUGUUGCUCAAUAUGAUGCCAAAGAAAGGUCUGUUCAUGUUGCUGUGACGUCCAGUGAUGGCUGCCUUCACAUAUUUGAGAAGACUUUAAAUGGAGGUGGAAAAAAACCUCUGAAUCCAACUAGAAGCAUACAUCUCACAACACCAGAWAAGAAUAAAACAUCAAUUCCAUUCAUCUGCUCWAAGCUUCUAUCAGCCAAGGAGCCAUCUGUAAUGGUUGCUUAUGGRUCAUUAGCAAAACCACAGUUUGAAACAUUGACCUACUCUUCUUAUGAAUCAGAAACAUUUCUGACAAGAGAAAAUUUAUCUAGUUUGUCAAUAAAACAACAUUCAGAGCCYACUGGUCCUGUUGACAAAGCUGACAGGAGCRUCCCAGAACCRUCUUCCUUAGGACCRUCAAGUUUUGCCCUUGCUAGACCAAGUAYGGCCCAAAAUGGAGCAAAAGAUGAACAAUCRWCAUUACCAAGUACAACAGAUUUAUCUCAACAGAGUUUAGAGGACAGGUUAAAAGCCAUGAGCCAUGUAACAAAAGAUAAAACGCUUUCAAGAAGAAAAACACCCACAGCUUCUUCAAUGGUGCAGAUGUUAAGCCAAGCUUUACACAGUGAAGAUCAUCACCUUCUAGAAGGUGUUUUAAAUGGUGUCACUAAAGGCAAUCUUAUUCGCAACACAAUCAGGAAACUACCGGUGCAAUUCAUYUUGCCGCUCAUCAAAGAGUUGAUUUACAGAAUCCAGCUUUCACCAAACAGAGGUGGCAUGCUMGCAAUUUGGCUGAAAUAUAUUUUGAAUAUUCACAUGUCAUAUCUUAUGGCGGUCCCUAAUGUKGUUGAGUCACUAAGUAGUCUUUACACUAUGAUGGAAACUCGUGUUGGUGUUUAUAGCAAGUUGUGCAAGCUUCAAGGAAGACUUGACUUGGUUUUAUCUCAGGUGGAAAUGCAAAAUGAAUCACAUUUAGAUGAACAAAGCCUUGAUACACCACUUGCAGUUUAUGACGAAGAAGAUUCAGAAGAAGAUGAUGUUCGCGUUGCUGGUAACCUGGCUCUUGAAGGAGAACAGUCAGAUUCCGAGGAUAAAUGGGACGAAGAAAUGGAGGACGAGGGGGACAUUUCAAGUGAUUCUGAAGAGGAAGAAGAAAAUGAAACAACAAAGAAUGAUGACAAUGACAGUGAUGAUGAUGACGAUGACGAUGAUGAUGACGAUCAACAAGACUGAACUUUAUUUUCUUUCAGAGCAUAAAAUUUUAAAAAUCGCUCCUUUCCCUAUACGACACGGAACCAUCCUACUCGCCCAGAACACACUAAUCUGUAAAUACAUAAAAUAAUAUAACAUCAACAAUUUUUGAUUUCUUGASAUUUGUGUUGACGAAUUUUAAAUGUUAUAUUAAACCAUGUUUUACGUGUCA